Haplochromis burtoni (Burton's mouthbrooder) is the source of this 1060-nucleotide messenger RNA. RefSeq names its product neurexophilin-2-like. The transcript has 2 exons. Lineage: Eukaryota; Metazoa; Chordata; Actinopteri; Cichliformes; Cichlidae. Bases 156 to 1058 code for a protein of 300 amino acids. The record is from RefSeq and is a predicted model, not a curated record. Gene Ontology annotation, molecular function: signaling receptor binding.
AGAGGAGAGGCGAGCAGAGCGGAGUGUUCACUCCAUUUCUUGGGGAUUUUCGAGUCUCUCACUGCGGAUUGUCUCCUCUUCUUUAGAAGUGAAAGUCGACUUUAACUCCGUUAAUCAUUCGGGCAGAUUGCCUGUAACAAAGUCCCACUCUCUGGAUGGAGAAAGGCUGCUGCAAAAUGAGGGCUCUGUGUUUGAACUUUGCCAUCACCUGUCUGUGGCUUCUUCCUUCAUCAGUCCAAGAGAUAUCCAAGAAACUGGAAUUCCAAAGCCAAGAGUGGGGUGAGGCGGAAGGAGGAAGAGAAGGUGCUGGUGGAGCAGCACUGAAAGUUAAACAUAUCUCCAAAGAUUUACAGAUCAUCUCCACCAAACAUAAAACACCUGCUUAUGGCUCACUUGGCCCAUACGGUUGGCCUCAGAACUUCUCACAAGCCCUGGAUCAGUAUCUGUAUCGUCCUCCUCCCAAAUCCAAACCUCCAGCUAAAACUUCCCCAAAGGCCAAAAAGAUCCUGGGCUGGGGGGAUUUUUACUUUAAUGUGAAAACAGUGAAAUUUAGCCUCUUGGUGACAGGGAAGAUUGUGGAUCACAUCAAUGGAACAUUCAGCGUCUACUUCCGCCACAAUUCAUCCCGUCUGGGGAACAUAUCUGUCAGCAUCGUUCCACCUUCCAAAGCUGUGGGAUGGGAGGUUCUUGAUCCUGCAUCUCAGAGUGUUCACACUAAAAACUCAGUACUGCUCCCAGAUCUGAUGUCCCAGUUGCCAAGCCCUCCUCAGUCCACCAGCUCCACUCCUCCCGAACAGCAGAAGCAGCAGCAGGACAUGAUGAUGGUGACUGAACUCAACUGCCGGAUUGAGUACCAGAGAACCAACCGGUCCAAGAAGACCAAGCCCUGCAUGUACGACCCAGGCCAGACAUGCUACUCAGAAAACACCCAGUCCCAGGCAGCCUGGAUCUGUGCCAAACCAUUUAAGGUUAUAUGCAUCUUCAUCGCCUUCACUGGCACAGAUUACAGACUGGUGCAGAAAGUUUGCCCUGAGCAGAACCAGCAGCACUUUGGGUGACA